AACUAAAAGCAGAAGUGACUUACACUGGCAGGAAGCUGUAACUCCUAAAGCUUUCGGAGGUUCUGUGAAGUACAAAAAAACUGCUUACUUCUUUGCAUCAGAUGUUUAAUUCAACUUUUACGAUACCUAUUUCUUGAAACCUUGAAGGCCCUGAGGUUACACAGAACGAUAUUCUAAGACGAGCCAAUGGAAGUGAAUUCAAGAGAAAGAUACUCCUUUGAAGCAUUUCAGAGAUUUUGAUCAGCUUGGAAUUUUUCAACUUUGAAACAUCUCAGAGUUCAACUGUUUCUUCAAGCAGAAAAACAACAACAUAAGCACUCACAGGGAAAGUUUACAGUAAUAUCGUGCUCCAUCCAUACACAGUGCUUACCUUAACCAGCGUUCUCAAAGGUCACCUCUGCAGGACAAAAGCAGUCUGACAGAGUCCUGGCCACCAAUGAAAAUUGAUUGAAAGACUGGUUCAGCAUGAAUUGCUCUGCACUGCUAUCUCUCAUGCUAAUGCUGGUUCAGCUCUGGCCUGGCUCUCCAAGCACAGAGAACCGCAGUGCUCAAAGCACAGAUCAGCCUUUCACAGCAGUUCGAAGAGUGAAACGUAGCUGGGUGAAAAGUGAGCCACUUCUUGUGACUGAGGAGCAGACUUCAACGGUGCCUGUGUAUGUUGGACAGCUGAAAUCAGAUUUAGACAAGCAGGAUGGCAAGCUAAAAUACAUUUUGACUGGGGAGGGAGCUGGAAGCAUUUUUAUUAUUGAUGAAAAUAAUGGCAAAAUUUAUGUGAUACAAAAGCUUGAUCGAGAAGAGAAAUCCUUCUACACUCUAAGAGCACAAGCAAUUAGCAAGAGCACUCAGCUUCCUGUUGAACCUGAAUCAGAAUUUAUUAUCAAGGUUCAAGAUGUCAAUGAUCAUGAACCACAGUUCUUGGAUGGACCUUAUGUUGCCACUGUUCCAGAGAUGUCACCUGAAGGUACGUCAGUUACACAGGUAACAGCUACAGAUGGUGAUGACCCUUCUUAUGGGAAUAGUGCCCGUCUGCUUUACAGUCUCAUUCAGGGACAGCCUUAUUUCUCUGUGGAGCCAAAGACAGGGGUCAUCAGAAUGGCUUCCCAAAUGGAUAGAGAAACAAAAGAUCAGUAUUUGGUCAUCAUUCAAGCCAAAGAUAUGGUUGGGCAAGCAGGGGCAUUUUCAGCAACAGCCACUGUUACCAUCAACCUCUCUGACAUCAAUGACAAUCCACCUAAAUUUCAACAGCGAAUCUACUAUAUGAGUGUCUCUGAAGAGGCUCCUGUGGGCACUACUGUAGGCAAGGUCUUUGCAGAAGACAGCGACAUAGGGGAGAAUGCAGCCAUGAACUAUUUCAUUGAAGGAGAUACUUCGGAUGUUUUUGACAUGAUUACUAACAAUGAGACUCAAGAAGGAAUUAUCUUACUAAAAAAGAGAGUGGAUUAUGAGAGCAAGAGGAGAUACAGUAUUCAAGCAAAAGUUGUAAACAGGUACAUUGAUGAGCGCUUUUUGAAAGAAGGACCAUUUGAAGACAAAACCAUUGUCAAAAUCAUUGUGGAAGAUGCUGAUGAACCUCCGGUUUUCACCUUGGAGAACUAUGUGAUGGAGAUCAUUGAAGGGGCCGUGAGUGGUUCAGUGGUGGGCGUCGUAACUGCUAGAGAUCCAGAUGAUGAUAACUGCCCAGUCAGGUACUCUAUUGUCCACAUCAAGCAUUUAAAGAGAUUGUUCAGCAUCAAUGAGCAGAAUGGAACAAUCAUUACAACUAAACCUCUGGACCGAGAGAGAGCUUCUUGGCACAACAUAACUGUUACAGCCACAGAAACAAGAAAUCCUGAAAAAAUUUCAGAAGCAAAUGUGUAUAUCCAAGUUCUCGAUGUUAAUGAUUAUGCACCAGAAUUCCCUAAAUAUUAUGAAACAUUUGUUUGUGAAAAUGCGGUUCCUGGCCAGCUAAUUCAAAGCAUCAGUGCAGUGGAUCAAGAUGACUCAGCAAAUGGUCACCAUUUUUACUUCUCAUUGGCUCAGGAGGCCACAAACAAUUCAGAUUUUACUGUCAAAGAUAAUCAAGAUAACACAGCUGGAAUUUUCACAGCAAAAAGUGGCUUCAAGAGGCAAGAGCAGUUUUAUUUCUACUUGCCAAUCUUAAUUCUGGAUAAUGGAAUUCCACCACUGUCAAGCACAAAUACUCUCACCAUCACUGUCUGCGACUGUGACACUGAAGUUAAUGCCUUGUACUGUCGAUAUGGGGCUUUCAUGUAUUCCAUGGGUCUCAGCACAGAAGCUUUAGUAGCUGUUUUGGCUUGCAUACUAAUACUCCUCGUGUUCUUUUUGGCAAUCAUAGCCAUAAGGCAGCAGAGGAAGAGGUCUCCUUUUUCAGAGAAAACAGAAGAAUUCAGAGAAAAUAUUGUCAGGUAUGAUGAUGAAGGAGGUGGUGAGGAGGAUACAGAAGCCUUUGAUAUUUCAGCACUGAGGACCCGUACCGUCAUGCGAAUGCACAAACCUCGGAAGAAGGUCAGCACAGAGAUCCACAGCCUCUACAGACAGUCUCUACAGGUUGGCCCCGACAGUGCAAUUUUCAGGCAAUUCAUUUCAGAAAAGCUUGAAGAAGCAAAUACAGACCCUAGUGCUCCUCCAUAUGACUCACUUCAAUGCUAUGCAUUUGAGGGAAUGGGUUCUUUGGCAGGAUCCCUCAGUUCUUUAGGUUCAAAUAUGUCAGAUGAGGAUCAGAGUUAUGACUAUCUUACAAACUGGGGACCUCACUUCAAACAGCUUGCAGGCAUGUACACUUCCAGUAGAAGUGCGGGGGAUUAGUUACUCUUUGGUUUGCUGUUUUAUUUUCCCAGAUCUUGGCCAUCAAAAAGAACUGUGGAUUUUUAAAAAGGUGAUCAUCCCACAUUUAAGCAUGAAAAAUAAAAGCCCAAGGUGGUUUGGUUUUUUUCCCUGGAAAAAGAACUUUUAAAAUCUUUUAAAGAACUUUUGAAAAACCACACCAGGUAUGUCAUGAGGUGAUGGAGUGGAGACUCUUGUUUUAAAAUCUUGUGGUUAUUUAGGUGCCCAAAUGCAAACCAUGCUGCUCUGGAUACAUAGGUCCCCUUCUGGAUACUGAAAACUGUCCUGCAAGUACAAAAGGAGGAGGAGAAGCCAUAAAUGGUUAUUGUAAAUAUUCUGUCAUCCUUAAGCUUUAAACUGUUUCCAAAGUUAAGACAGACUUUUGCAGUUGCAGUUGAGUAUAUUCAUUAACCAGUGUUAAACAUGCAUAUUUGUAUAAUGCUUCAUUAUAUAAAUCUACUUGUGUGAAAAAGUGGACCUUACAUAUUCUAAUACAAUUGUCAGAAGCACUCAUAGAAUCAUCUAUUUAUUGUUCUUAGGGUGAUAAAACUAAAACAAAUGUCUUUUCCUAUCAGUGUAAAAAUAAAGACCUAUUACAACAUCAGCAAGUAUUUGCUGCCAUUUUAGUUUUUAAUAGAACUAUUGGAAAAUGUAUAAACCAAUACUUAAUUUAGCAAAUAAGAUGGAAAAAAAGAAAUCAGUUCAAGUUAGAAUCAAUAGUCAACAUAAAUACUGCAAUCGACCAUGUUAUAUAUUACUGUACUUAGAACAAAAUGCUAUACAAAUACAGGCAUUUUUCCUUUUAUUAAGGGUUUAAAGGAUGACUGAAUUACCAGCACAGAUUUAUUUUUUUAUUAUGGAAUAGAAAAUCAUCUGCAGCAGUCAGUUGUAUUAUAACAAUAUUAAGAAUCUUUAAAAUGCUAAGAUGAUGGUUAUAAACCAUCAUUAUAUGGAUAUA
This is a messenger RNA of Falco peregrinus (peregrine falcon), 3781 nucleotides long. Its product is annotated as cadherin-19. Bases 466 to 2805 code for a protein of 779 amino acids. Lineage: Eukaryota; Metazoa; Chordata; Aves; Falconiformes; Falconidae. Gene Ontology annotation, biological process: cell morphogenesis; multicellular organism development; homophilic cell-cell adhesion. The record is from RefSeq and is a predicted model, not a curated record. Gene Ontology annotation, cellular component: adherens junction; plasma membrane; catenin complex. Gene Ontology annotation, molecular function: calcium ion binding; cadherin binding. The transcript has 15 exons.